Messenger RNA from Mya arenaria, 2684 nucleotides. RefSeq names its product heat shock 70 kDa protein 12A-like. The record is from RefSeq and is a predicted model, not a curated record. The transcript is spliced from 5 exons. Lineage: Eukaryota; Metazoa; Mollusca; Bivalvia; Myida; Myidae. The coding region runs from base 207 to 1928 and encodes 573 amino acids. Gene Ontology annotation, molecular function: ATP-dependent protein folding chaperone; ATP binding.
ACACACUGUAUAAGCGAAUACAAUCUAUUGACGAAUUCAUGCAUUCAAUCUCAUACAAAGAAUAGACCUUAGAGCAGGAAGUAGAUCAUUUUCCAAAAUUAACGAUCAAUAACCGAUCACAAAUAUUACAAAGGCGAAUACAAAUUGAGUAGGUAGUUAUCUCUAACUUAAGGAUUGUUGAAGAGCAUAGUGUAGCUUAAUCAACCAUGGCAAGCAAUGCACAAGGCAAGACGCUAAUAGUGGCAGCUUUCGACUUCGGAACCACGUACAGCGGUUAUGCUUUCUCCUUCCGAGACGAUCCUAACAAGAUUCAGACAAACCAGAACUGGUACGCAGGAGGUGGGGCUUCAAGAUUAGUGUCACUGAAGACGCCUACAUCCGUCCUACUAAAUUCUGAGGGAGGGUUUGAUAAAUUUGGUUUCGAGGCCGAAGACAAGUACGCAACCCUAGCUGAAGAUGAUGAGCACCAUGGCUGGAGGCUUUUUCGGAGAUUUAAGAUGGUUCUGCAUAGCAAUAAGCACUUGACGAAAGACGUUACGGUAGAUGACUUUUGUGGAGAACAAAUGACGGCUUUCCCAUUGUUUGUCAUGUCAAUCAAGUACCUGAGAGAACACCUGCUUACGGCAGUUACCACGCAAAAGAUAGGAAUCGAGGAAACGGAUAUACUGUACGUGUUGACAAUUCCGGCUAUCUGGGAAGACAAUGCCAAGAGAUUUAUGAGGGACGCGGCUAUAGCAGCUGGAAUAGACCCAAACCGCCUUAAGCUGGCCUUGGAGCCGGAGUGUGCCUCGAUCUGGUGUGAGACGCUGGGCAUGGACGUCAAGGGUGCUGUAGCGUUUCAAGGAUCACAGUACAUGGUGGUCGAUCUUGGAGGAGGCACCGCAGAUAUAUCUGUUCAUGAAAGAAAACCAGAUGGAACCCUUAAGGAAAUACACAAAGCCAGUGGGGGACCAUGGGGAGGCAUCUAUGUGGAUGAAAAUUACAUGAAAAUGUGGAAAGAACUUUUUGGAGAAAAAGCUCUCAACGACCUCCGAGAGAAUGAAAUGAAUGAUUAUUUCGACAUCACUCGGGAAUUUGAACAUAAGAAACGGUCAUUUGACACUGACAAAACAAAGCAGAUAGUUGUUCGUAUUUCUGCUUCGCUGAGGGAUCUUUCAGAAAAGUAUUCUUCCGAAUCUUUAGAGGAACGAAUUGCAUCCUUAAAAGUGCGGGAACAUGCCAUCACCACAAGAGGCAAAGACAAGUUAAAGAUUGAUACAACAAUUGUCCUAUCAUGGUUUAAAAGACCGAUCGAUCUGCUGAUCCAGCAUCUGAAGACUCUUUUAGCUGAACCAAAGAUAAAAAGCGUGCGUACCGUUAUUCUAGUUGGCGGUUUCGGUGAAAGUCCGUACGUUCAGGAGAGAAUCAGGAAUGAAAUUGCCGGCGUGAGACUGAUCGUUCCUGCAGACGCGGGCCUCGUUGUGUUAAAAGGCGCCGUUAGGUUUGGACACAACCCCACUAUUGUCUCUUCAAGGAUCAUUAAAUACACGUAUGGUACAAGUGUGAAUGUCACGUUUAAUGAAAAGAAGCAUCCCGAGGAAAGGAAGGUUUGGAUAAAUGGAGAGUGGCAAGUGCCUAAUUAUUUCAAAGUGUACGCGCGGGUGAACACACAGGUGAGAGUAGACAAACAAAUGACCAGGAAAAGCUGUCCUUACGGCGGAAAAUCCCUUUUAUCGGUCUACAGGACGACAAAUGAAAACCCUGAGUACACAACAGAAGAUGGGUGUGAACUUCUCGGUGAAAUUGAACUUGAGAACAGCAUGGACAUUCCUUUCGAAAAACAGAUAUGUGAAGACACGUUUAUGUUUGGGGAUACGGAGCUGCUGGUAAAGACAAAGAACACUGUCACAGGGAAAGAGGCGUUCAUGACAUUUGAGUGUUUCAAAUAAAUAGUUUGCCAGACGAUGACUGUGAAACGGAACAUUGGCGUUCACAUACGGAUGUGAUAAAAUCUGUUAGCGUUUAAGACGUUUCACAAGACUAUUUUAAAGAACGUUUCGUUUUUUUUUUGUUUAUUCAUAUUUGAUUAUACAUAUAAGUACUACGGUUUUAUAUAUGUGAAUACAUUUUAGACAUUUUUAAAAUAUCUAUUUUCUGUUUUAAAAAUGCAUAAAAUGUUAAACACACAUACUUCGGAUGGAAUCUUGUCAUUAUAUACAACUAUUAUGUGUUUCAUACCUGUUUAGUUGGACAGCAUACAAAUAAUACCAUCAUUUAUAAAUUAAUCCCGACACCAAACUUCGUAUAUUGCAAAUAAUGCAUGUAUUUAUAUUUAGAAGAGUUUGUAAAGGCGUGCAUCUUGAGAAGCUGUAGUAUUUUUACGAUAACGUAUCUGUUUAUACAUUAUUGAACAAAUGAUGUGUUUCAUAGUUAUGGUACCUGUUUCUCCGUACAGCAAACAAAUAUUAUCUUGCUAAAAUGAAUGUUAUUAAACAUGGAAUAGUUUGUCAAGUUGUUUAUCAUUAAAAGAGUUUGGUUUUAGUUAUGGAGAUGUAGUUCUUUAGUGACUUUAUUUAAAAAAAGAAAGACCAUUAAAGCAAUACAACUUUUUAUGAAGUAUGAACAUCUGGAAUCAAUUCGAUUCAUUAACUUCAGAAUAAGGGAUUACUGUACAGAAUUCAUUCCAUAGUGUAGUUAUUUUAAUA